CCGAGUAGGAAGCAAAGCAUAUUGUUUAUUUGCCCAAUCAAUCCUGCUGAGAACUUGAUAAAUGCAGCUUCCCCUCUGAAAAUAAACCAGACCUACAUUAUAGGUCAUUCUAUUAAUUUACACAUUUUCAUUCAUAUUUAUAUAAUUGUGACGGUUUAUUAUUACUGUACUCAAGUUCACUUUGACAUUCUCUUUAAUUUACCAACAGAUAUAUGGAGGAUGGGAAGAGUGCUUCAGCUACUGAUAUUGGCUUUGAUACUAUUGAUCUGCAUUUAUGUAUUAUUUGUAUGUCAAUUCAACCAGUGCCUACUGAAUGUGUCACCAUCCAAUCAUCUCAAAUACAACCACACUAGCUUCACAAGUCAUAGUGGAAUCACCAAAAGGACAUUUACACCAACCAAUGACUCCUUAAUAAGUAAAGAGGAAUGGGAAUCUCUGCUCACAGAGCUACAAUGGUCACUACCGCCUGUUGUCCUCUUAUCCACAGAUGAGGCCACAAACCCCACUAAGUGCUCAUUCUCUGUUGUCAACCCCAAUUCAAACCACACAGUUGGAGGGUUUAUAGAUGUGAUUUUGAUAGCUAGAGAUACUAAAAAGCGGAUCAAAACCUAUGGAGGGGACUUUUUUCAGGCCAAGUUGUUUAACUCAGAACUUAAGGCCAGUACUUAUGGAGCUGUUACAGACCACUUUAAUGGCACCUACACUGCCCGUCUGGCCCUGCUUUGGCCCGGACCUGCCAAGGUGUCCAUCCGCCUAGUGCACUCUAGCGAGGCCGUGCAGGUACUGUGUAGGCAAAGGGAACAGGACCCAGAUAAGGUCUACUUCCAUGGCUACUUUGAGGAGGGUGGCAAGCAGGAAACAGUGAUGUGCAAUGCCCAGAGAAGUCCUAGGCUGGUGGGGAACGAGUCACAGUGUUGCUGUGAGUACAGAGAGCCAGUCACUGGGGAGACGUGGUUCUGUCGUCGGCCAUCUUCCCUGCCUUGCCAUGCUUUGACCUACCACAGCAUGGGCGGUUACCAGGCAGUACUCUCCAAGGUGGAGACGACCCUUCUAAAGAGUUCCACAAACAUUAUUGUACCAGGUGACGAUUCAACUAUCGAUGUCCAGCAACAGGACACUGAAAUCCGAUCACAAACAAAAUGCCGUCCUGGUUUGCACACCUCAGUACCAGCUGGAUUCUACCUCCAGGAUCACUGGACGUCCCUGGUGUGUGACUCAAAAUCCUUUCCCUCAGCUAAACUGAUAUCUGGUUGCCUGAAGGACAAACAGAUCCUUAUGAUGGGUGACUCCACUCUCCGUCAGUGGUUCGACUACCUGGAGGAAACUGUGCCAACAUUGAAACGCCUGAACCUUCACACAUCAAGCAAAUCAGGCCCCUUUGAGGCAGUCGACACCCAGUCCAACACCCGAAUCAUCUGGCGGGCCCAUGGGAUACCUAUACGGACAAGCAAGACCCCCUGGGCUGACCUUCACUACAUCGCCAGCGAGGUGGAGGGUAUGGCAGGGGGUGCACACUCUGUAGUCGUCUUCACCAUCUGGGCUCAUUUCACCACGUACCCACUGGCUAUGUACGCACACCGUCUGGUCGUCAUCCGUAGGGCUGUGGCGUCGCUCCUAAGACGAUCUCCCACUACUCUGGUAGUUAUCAAGUCAGCUAACACGGGCUACAAGGAUGUGUAUGGCAGCGACUGGCUCUCCUGGCAGCUCGACAUGGCACUCAGGGAAAUAUUCAGGGACUUGCCCGUGGUCCUCAUCGACGUUUGGCAGAUGACCUCCUGCCACUAUUCUCCGGACAACAUUCACCCGCCCUCUGUGGUGAUCCAAAAUGAAGUGGAUCUCUUCCUGUCCUUUGUUUGUCCACAGUCAAAAAUGCUGUAGUCAUGCCUGUAAUAACAUUGUGCCUUACUGUAUACAAAAUGCUGUCUCCAAAAGGAUUCUACAGUAUAUUGGAAAGGGGAUUUUAAUUUUUGGAAGAUAAUUCCUUUAAAAACUGUUUGCCUUAUUCAAAAUGAAUGUAAAGCUUUUCUAACUGGCCUUAUUUUAAAAUAAAAACUACUUUAAAUAUGAACACUUGUCAAAACUAUGGCAAACCACAGAGCUCAAAGUUUUCUUUACAACCAACAUCCCCUCAACCUUUAUCAUUUCUGUUUCUCACACAUUUCUGAGAAUAGCAUAACUAUUAAUAUCCACAGAGAAUCGAUUCAAGAGAAGCGCUGAUACCCAGUGCUCCUAGUUUUAUUUUACACACUUAAUGAGAUUUUCAUUUAAAUAUUAUUCGAUAGAUUAUUAUUGACACUUACUACAGAUUAUGUGAAUUUACUUUUAAAUACAUUAUGUGCAAUUGAGAAGGACACAUGAGAUUCGCAGUAAGAAACUCGUUGCAGGUUUUGAAAAUAAGUGUUUUACUUUUAAUCUUACCCAGUGAUGUCACGGAUACCUUUUAUUUUUAUCCACAGAUUAUAGAAAAGAAAGUGACACAAUCUAUUGUUUGUUGUUUACUCAGUACUUUGUUGAAGCACCUUUAGCACUGAUUAGUCUUAAAUAUUCUUGGGUAUGGUGCUACAAGCUUGGCACACCUGUAUUUGGGGAUUUUCUCCCAUUCUUCUCUGCAGAGCCUCUCAAGCUCUUGUCAGGUUGAAUAGGGACCAGAUCUUAUUCUCUAAUAAGAGUCCCUCAACUUAAACAUUGAACAGGAAGGACAAACAUUACAGGUUUGGCUUAUAUAUUUUGAAAUAACUUUUAUUAAAAACAAGAACAGUUUCUAUGUCACGGUCUGACCAUCGUUCAUAUGCAUUUUCCUUGUUUUAGUGUUGGUCAGGACGUGAGCUGGGUGGGCAUUCUAUGUUGUGUGUCUGGUUUGUCUAUUUCUAUGUUUGGCCUGAUAUGGUUCUCAAUCAAAGGCAGGUGUUAGUCAUUGUCUCUGAUUGGGAACCAUAUUUAGGUAGCCUGUUUUGUGUUGGGUUUUGUGGGUGAUUGUCCUUUGUGUCCUUGUUCCUGUGUUAGUUUACACUAGUAUAGGCUGUUUCGGUUUUCGUUACGUUCUUUGAAUUGUGUUUUACGUUUGUUCAUUAAACAUGGAUCGCAAUCUACACGCUG
This is a messenger RNA of Oncorhynchus nerka (sockeye salmon), 3096 nucleotides long. Its product is annotated as NXPE family member 3-like. Lineage: Eukaryota; Metazoa; Chordata; Actinopteri; Salmoniformes; Salmonidae. The record is from RefSeq and is a predicted model, not a curated record. The coding region runs from base 220 to 1878 and encodes 552 amino acids. The transcript has 5 exons.